AUGCCAGGAAAUAUAGAUUCAAAUAAAUUAUUAUAUGGCCAUAUAAUAGUUUUAUAACUAACAGAUCAAAAGUAAUACAGUUUUCAUAUAGAAGGAUUUUUCAGACCCUAAGCAUCAUUAUAAAAGGCUUAGUUUUAAAACCAAGAAAAUUUUCUUUUUAAAAUAAUGCCAUCAUUUUAAACAAGUUAUAUAGAUUAAUUAAAUAAACUAAAUCUAACAGCAUAAAGUAAUGUAAUUUUACAAAAGAAAGUAUUGGAUGAAUAUAAAUAAAAUAUUGAUAUUUAUAAUAAAUUAAAAGGUUAACCAAUAUUAUUUUAUACUCCUAUUUAAUUAUUGCAUGUUUCUACAAAUAAAUAUCUUUAAUGCAAUUAUUCAUAAGCAGAUUAUUCAAAGGAUAGUUUUAAAUUAGAUUUAUCUAUAUUUUCUUCUAAAUAUACAAUUUUUUAGAUGCUGCCAGUAUAUAAUCAUUAAAAAAAUAUGAAUAGGUUUUUUUUAAAAAAAAAAUAAUAAAAAAAAAAUAUAUAUAUGAAUUUUUUAUAAUAAAAAAGUAAUAUAUACAUAAAUGAUUCUAAGAGAAACUAAUUUUAAAUUCUAAUAAUAUGUAUAUAUUUUAUUUUGUUUAGUAUAGAAAAUAAUAUUAAAUAAAAGUUAGGUUAAUAAAUUUCAAAAUCUAACUAAUCCCAAAUAAACACAAAAGAAUUACAGAAAUAUAUUCCAAAUCCACUUCCUGGCAUAUAUUAAAAUUUUCAAAAUAUGGAUUAAUUAUAAACUAUAUCUUAAAUUUAAUAAAAAAAAAAAAUGAAAACUGAUGUGACAUUAUUUUUUAAUUAAAAAAGUAUGUGGACAAUAAAAUAUUAUUCAUAUAAAACUGAUAAUAAUAUAACUUAAUAAUAUGGAGAUAAAGUAUGGAUUCAUCAUGUAGAAAAUAAGAAUAAUUUAAUAAUAUAAUAUAAUGGAGAAUAGUCUUCAAUUUUAUUUGAAUAUAAUAAUAAUUAAAAUAUUUUAAAAUAUAAUAGAAAUACAAACGGAAUAUGGGUAAUAGAAAAUACAAUCUUAUUUGAAGGAGGAACUUUAGAUUAUAAUUAAUGUGUUUAUUUUAAGCAUUUUGCAUUAAAAAAAUAUUUAUAACUAUAAUACAAUAAUUAUUAGUAUUAUUUAGAUUUAUUAAAUGAACCAAAUGAAAAUUGUUUAUUUUAAUUAAUAAAAUUACCCUCUUUAUAAUAAAAUAACUAAAAUUAAUUGGAGAAAGAUAGCCUUUUUUAUAUAAAAUCUUUUAAACAUAAAGUAUAUAUAAAUAAUUCUUUUAAAAAUAACUAAAACCUUAACUAAAACUAAGGUAUAUAAAUAUCUUUUUUUUAAAGUGAUGAUUCUGCUUUUUAAUUUUUGAAAGCUACUCAUUCAGAAAUACUUGGAACAAAUUUUAUAGUAUAAAAUAUACCAAUAAUAUAGAAAUGCAUAUAUUAUAUGAAAAAAAAUAACACUGAAAAAUAAAUAAUUAAAGAUUCAAUAAUUCUUAACGGUUUAUUAUCAUUGAAUUAAAGUUUAAUUAGCGUAAAUGAAUUUUGUAUAAAUAAAAUUAUUCUUACAAAUAAUGAUGAUUCUAGAAAUUUUAAUAAACCAAAUAAAAACAGAUAAAUAAUAAUUUAAGAAUAAAAUUAUUUAUAUUACUUAUUAGAAAUGAUUUAACUUAUUGUAAAUGUAGAUGAAUUAAAAGAACUUUAAUUUGAUUUUUAUAAAGAACUAUAUUAAAAUUAAUAACGAUAAUUCUCUGAUAAAGUUAUGCUUACUAUUAAUAAAAUACUUCAUGUUUUAAAAACAAAAAAAGGAAUCGAUAUACAGAAAAAAUAAGAACAACCGUAAGACAUCUUUACAGAAAUUUAUAAUUAAUAAAACUUUCUUAAAAUUUAAUAAAACACAUUAUAUCUUUAACAUAGAAUUUAAAUUUUAUAAAAUAUUUAUUAAUUACUAAUUUCUUUAUGUAAAGAUAAUUAAGUUAAUUAAAACAUAGUCUAUUAAAAAUUAAAAUUUGUGCACUAUCAUGCUAUUUAUUUAAAAGACGCAUCUGAUUGUUUAAUUUAAAUUUUAACCUAAAAUGAAUCACUUUUAAAUAAUCUUUCUGAUAAUAUAAAAUUAUAAGUAUAAAGACAAUCUUAAUCUGUUUCUUAUAGUGAAAAUACUGUUGAAAUAUAAAGUUUGAAUUUAAUUAACAAUAGCAUUAUUUAAAGUAAUCUACUUUUGUUUUUUAAAAGAUAAACAGAAGAAAUGCAUAAUUAUAGAAAACAAAUUAAAUUAAAUAUUGUUAAAGAUAUUUGUAAAUUUAAUGAUAAAGGUGUUUCUGUAAAUCAAGAAUAAAUAUAUAAAUUUUGUUUUGAAAAUGGAGAAAAAACUAAAUUUCAUAAAGCAAUAUUUUACAAGUUCUAAAUAGUAAAUAAUAAUUUGAAAAUUAUUUUAAACAAAGAUAAUGUCCUUUAUAUAGAAAACAUGAAUUCUCACAAAUUAUAAAAAGAAAAAUAUAAUUAUUUUUUGCAAUAAAUAAAUUUUUAUUCAGAUCUUGCUUAAAAUAGAAAUUUUUUAUGGAAAAACUAUCUUGAAAAACUUUUUCCUAUAUAAUUUUUAUUUGAUAAAAUAUUUGAUUCUAGCCUUUAAAGAGAAUUAAGAAGUUCUUUUUGUAAUUUAGCUCUUAGUGUAUAUAUAGAUUAAGAACCUUUAGAUUAUGUUUUAGUUCCUUAAAUGUGCAAAAUAUAAUAUUUUAUAUAAAAAGCAUUAAUAUAUAUAUAAAAAGAGAUAAAUAGUUUUGAAUAAAGUUUUUAAUUAAAUUAAAAUGUUUUAUAAUCAAGAAAUUAAAAAUGUAAAGUAUUUUAUUUUAACAAAAAAAUAUAUUUCUAUUUUAUAUAUAUAUAUAUAGCAAAUUAAUCAAUCAAUAAAUUAGUUUCUUUGGAAAAUGUUUUAUUGUUAAAUAUAAGUAAAAUUUUAAUAAUUUUAAUUUAGUUUAAUAUUUUGGAAAUUAUUAACAAAAAAUAACUUUAUUCUUCUAUAUUUACAAAAUAUAUGAAAAUUCUUAAUUAUGAUUCUGCAUUUCCUUAAUAUUCAUAUUUCCUUAAUAAAUAAAAUUGCUAAAAAUACUUAGAUAUUAUUCUCAAUAAAAAUAAUAAAAAAUAUAAAAUUGCUUAGGCUUUUUCUUAAUUAUAUAAUAAAGUUUCCAAAUAAAUAUUAAUGGCAAGUUAGGCUUUGGGAAUUCAAAAUAAUAGUAGGAGUUCUUAAAAUGAAUUAGAAGACGAAACAUAAGAUAUAGACACAAAAAAUAUGGAUUAUGAUGAAAAUAUUCUUUUGGAUGGAUUUGUUACAUUAUAGUGUGUUUUCAAAAAAGAAAAAGAAGAAAACAAUUAAAUUCAAAUUCAAAUAAAAAAAAAAUAUGUGAUUUAUUUGUUUUUAUUUAAAAUUUAAGAAUGGAUUAUUUAAUUAAUAAUUUCUUAGAAUGGUAUAAUCUAAAAAGUAAUAUUUUUUUUACUUCUAAAAAAAAAAAUAAGAAAACAAUUAUUAAAUUUAUUUUAUUUUUAAAAAUAAAAGGUUAAAAAUUAUUAAAUGAAUAGUAAUAAAAUUACAUUUAAAAUUUAGAAAAAUCAAUUAUAAAAGUUUUACCUUAACUUUAUAGAGUAAAAAAAAAAUAUAUAUUAAUCAAAAUAUAUUACAAAAGACAGGAAUAGAAGAAAUAGAUGA
This is a messenger RNA of Ichthyophthirius multifiliis, 3717 nucleotides long. Its product is annotated as MIR domain protein. Gene Ontology annotation, biological process: calcium ion transport. The record is from RefSeq and is a predicted model, not a curated record. Gene Ontology annotation, molecular function: inositol 1,4,5 trisphosphate binding; inositol 1,4,5-trisphosphate-gated calcium channel activity. The transcript has 9 exons. Gene Ontology annotation, cellular component: endoplasmic reticulum. Lineage: Eukaryota; Ciliophora; Oligohymenophorea; Hymenostomatida.